This is a messenger RNA of Durusdinium trenchii, 2793 nucleotides long. The record is from the annotation of a GenBank genome assembly. Lineage: Eukaryota; Dinophyceae; Suessiales; Symbiodiniaceae.
AUGCGCCGCGACCGUGAAGCUCGUGCCUUUGGAGCGGUGGAGCACUUGAUGCCGAGCCGGCAAGGGGAUAAGAACAACCGCUAUUUGGUGGGACACGCGGCGUAUGGCCGCUCGGAGUGGCGUGAGACCUCAGAAGAACAAGUCAGUAUGAAGAUGCAGUUGAAUCGCUGGAAGGCGCUGCAGCGACAAAACCAUCACAUGUCGAUUCGGCGGGGUAACCACAUGACAGCCAAGCCAGAGCGAUUGAAGGAAGCAGGCGCGUGGUCAGUGUGGAAGGAGGUCUUCCUACAACAUGCCGGGGAGAACAACAGCUCCGAGUCGGAGACAUCAGAAAAGAGCGAUCGUGACGGCGACAACAAUGACCAGCCUGCAAACGUACAGAGUGACUCAGCUUCAAGGCACUCAAGCUCGAGCUCGUCGAGAUCUUCGCGGGAAGACUCGAGCGAGUCCAGGUCGCCGAGAGCUUCGCGCGCAAAGCCCAACCAGGCCUCGGCAGCCUCGGCGCUGCGCUUCUUCCGGGUGCGAGGCUGCCAAAGCCACGGGGUUCCUAGCGGAGCACCGAGGCGUGUGAACACGCUGGCGGACGCUGCCGAAGAAAGAGAAGCUGCCUUGACGUUAAGAGGCUUCGCAGAUGAACCUGAGCCGCCGGAGAUUUGCUAUGAAGAUGAUGAGGACCGUGAAGAGUGUGCAAUUUCUCCCGAUUGGCCACCUGCCCCCACCGUGGACACCUUCGCCAAGUGCCUCAACGAUGCCUUGGUGCUGCGCGUGCACCGUGAGGCCGAGGAAGAGGCCUAUGCUUGCGCCUUGGAAGCACAGGCCAUGGUAUUUCAGCGGAUUAUCAGUGAAUCAGAAGAGGAAGAGGACGUUGAGGACGGUGAAGAAGAAGGAGAAGAGGAGGAGUUGACGACCGAAUCCUACAGCCAGCUCAUGUACAAGAGAGACGUGCAGAUGAUGAUGACAAGCAGCACUCGCAAGACGAGCACUGCCCCGCAUCGGGUUUUGGGAGCAAAGCCUCAGUUUCAUCACUUCCGGCGCUUGCUGCGGGGCUUGUGCCACUGCUACGUGCGCUUGCGACGUUGGGCUGACCUAGAUCUCUUCAUCGAGGAAGCCACCGGAUACUUCGGGCGGGACACUGCUCCACCUCGGAAGGCGCGGAGCUUGUCGACGUGCCCAGGCAUCCCCAAGUUUGUGAACACAGCGCAUGAAGACUUGUGGACCAGCAUGAAGCUUCAGAAAGCCAUUGCUUGCCUUCUCGUGGGUCCUGGCCACUUCGAUAAGGCAGAGGUUUUGCUGGAGCAGAUCCGCCUGGUUGAGCCGCAACGACGAUCCUUGGCAGCGGCGUAUCGCAGCAUCCGGUUUUUGCAAAGCCAAGCGGCACAGGGCCUCCAGUUGCAGGAAGAUUUGCUGCUGAGCAAUGCUUUACUGGUGCUGAAGGUUGCCAAACUUGCACCCAGGCCCCUGGACUAUGUCUCAGACACCGGGGAUUUGUAUGGCCCACGGCCGUUGGGCUCCAAGUCGAUAGGUCGGGCGACACCUUUGGGUGGCGCUGCGCAUUUGCGGCAGGAAUGGGCAAGGGAGGAUUUGGUGGGAAAGGCCAUGAACGGCGACAGGCGCUACGGAGUCUAUGAGACACCAGUGAAGUCUUUGAUUGUAAGCGAGAUCAGCGCUGUCACAGAAGGUUGCGAAGCCCUGCUGCGAGCAGCCGAGGAAGGUGAUGCUCCGGCGACACUUUGGAGCCCAGGGCCCGUGAAGUUAGAGACCAAAGCAGCCAGACGUGUACAGAAGCACUUGCAGCAUGACCCUUUGCUGGUGCUCGUGGAUGAAACCGUGAAGGAGGAGUUCAAGUUGCUCGCAGUCCAAAGACUAAAGCAGGAGUCUCCAAUCACAAGCCCGCCUGGUGCUGUCGGUGAAGCUCUUGGUUUGAUGUCCUUGAGAAGACGAAUCGCACAAAUUCAGCGAAAAGAAAGGUUGAAGACAGCUUCAGAACUGAUCUACGUCAUGGUGGCCAGCAUGUUCAAGUACCUUGAAGUGCCCUUCAUCCAACCCUUGAAGGGUGGUGGUCACGUGAGGAUGGAUAUGGAUGGCGAGCAGCUUCGAGGGCUCACUGAGAUUUACUCCAUGGAAGCGCUGGAGCUUGUCAGAGACCAUUUGUUUAACAUCGUCGGAGUGGAGGCACAGGCGGCAGAGGCACCAGCCUUGCGCAUUGCCAUGUACCAAGCAGGGCAAGUCUAUGCCAUGUCAGCCCUUUUUGGUUAUUACUUGCGCCGUGCCGACGUGCGAUACCAACUGGACAAGAUUGUGUCACUUCAUGAUGCAGGGGACGACAAUGACGACUUGGAGAUAGGGGAAACUCGGAAGCGGCGCCGGCGCCCGGUGCCGCGGUGGAUGGAGCUAUCGUGGGCGAAAGGCGAAAGUCGAGCUGACGUGUCUCUGAAGGACUACAUUCAAUCCUUCGGCCCUGACGAGCUCCGGCAAAUCAGGUCUUUAGCAUCAGCUGAAGCUCAAGCGACCAUGGAACUCCAAAUCUCAGCUCUCUUCGGAGAUUUGCGGGUCCUCAAAAGCAAGCUCCUAAAAGCUACUGAGGGCUCUACCACGGAUGAGGAGGCGACUGAGAUGUUGGAGGAAGGACUUCGCUCGGGAGCUGUGGAAUCCAUCCGCAUCAGCUACGACAACUUGCGACGACUCAUCCUUGAAGCUGUUGCCUUUGGCUCCGUCCUGUUUGAUGCAGAGCGAGAAGCUGACAGCAACUACGAUCUCACACCGACUGACCGGAGAGAUCUCAACUUGGGCUGA